Molecule: messenger RNA, 603 nt
Organism: Trichoderma gamsii
Lineage: Eukaryota; Fungi; Ascomycota; Sordariomycetes; Hypocreales; Hypocreaceae
Product: phosphatidylethanolamine-binding protein
Exons: 3
Coding region: 1-603 (200 amino acids)
Biological process (GO): regulation of Ras protein signal transduction; regulation of proteolysis
Molecular function (GO): peptidase inhibitor activity; phospholipid binding
Source: RefSeq, a predicted model, not a curated record
AUGUCGACAACACCCCUCGACAGCUUUGCUCAGACGCUGGCCAGGUCCCUGGCGGAAGCCAACCUUGCGCCUGGCUCGGCGGAAGCGCUCAUCCCUCGGGACUUUACGCCAACCACGCGGCUGGGCGUCUCCUUCGACGGCCGGGAUGUCGAAUUUGGUAAUCUUUUUCGAGUGCGCGAGGUGAAGCUCGCUCCCUUUGUGUCGUUUGAGGGUGAAGCUGGGGAUUCGGGAGAGGCGUCUUAUAUGCUCCUCCUCAUCGACCCCGACGCACCUACGCCAGACGACCCUAAAUUCGCAUAUUGGCGCCAUUGGGUUCUGCCAGGGUUGAAGCCAUUGACCUCGGCUGAUGGCAUCGUUGCCCAGACGAAGCCGGUGCUCACAGAGUAUCUUGCCCCGGGUCCCAAGGAUGAUUCGAAACCGCACCGGUAUCUGUUCCUGCUCUUCCGAGAGCCCCAUGGCCUGGCUCUUACAAAGGAAGACGUUGGAGGCGAGGAAUUCGUUCAAAGACGCUCCUUUGACGCUGUCAAGUUUGUUGAAAAGCAUCAGCUACAGCUAGUCAGUGUAAACUGGAUGAAGGGUGCUGGUGAUGGCUGGAAGGAGUAG